Molecule: messenger RNA, 2523 nt
Organism: Emys orbicularis (European pond turtle)
Lineage: Eukaryota; Metazoa; Chordata; Testudines; Emydidae
Gene: SLITRK6
Product: SLIT and NTRK like family member 6
Exons: 1
Coding region: 1-2523 (840 amino acids)
Biological process (GO): positive regulation of synapse assembly; axonogenesis; regulation of presynapse assembly
Cellular component (GO): plasma membrane
Molecular function (GO): protein binding
Source: RefSeq, a predicted model, not a curated record
AUGAAGCUCUGGAUUUUUAUGUUAUGUUCAGUUGUGGUUGCCUCGGAUUUACUACAAUCUCAGACUUCUUUGUCUUCAGCGAGAGGAUCUUGUGAAAAUCUGUGUUCUUGUGAAGAAAAGGAUGAUAUCUUGAUUAUAAACUGUGAAGAAAGAGGUAUCAAAAUGUUAUCACAAAUAAAUGUCCCACCAUCACAGCCUUUCCAUCUUAACCUGCUGAACAAUGGCUUGACCACGUUACAUAUGAAUGAUUUUGCUGGCCUCAUCAAUGCUAUCUCACUACAUGUUGGAUUUAAUAAUAUUGCAGAUAUUGAACCUGGAGCUUUUAAUGGUCUCAGUCUUCUUAAGCAACUUCAUAUCAAUCACAAUUCAUUAGAAAUACUUAAAGAGGAUACUUUUCAGGGACUUGAAAAUCUGGAGUUUCUUCAAGCAGACAACAAUUUCAUCACCGUGAUUGAAGCAAGUGCCUUUAGCAAACUCAACAGACUUAAAGUGCUUAUUUUAAAUGACAAUGCCAUUGAGUUUCUCCCUCCUAACAUAUUUCGCUUUGUGCCGUUGACCCACUUAGAUCUUCGUGGAAACCAGUUACAGACACUGCCAUAUGUUGGCUUUUUAGAGCAUAUUGGUCGAAUACUGGACCUUCAGCUGGAAGACAACAAAUGGGCCUGUAAUUGUGACUUACUGCAGCUGAAGAUAUGGCUGGAAAACAUGCCUCCCCAGUCUAUAAUAGGUGAUGUUGUGUGCAACAGCCCUCCAGUUAUCAAAGGCAGCAUCCUAAGAAGAUUAAAAAAAGAAUUGCUCUGUCCCACUCACCCUAUAAAUGAACUUGAAGAUCCUUCAGGGUCCUUGCCCUUGGUAGUAACCACCUCUAUAAGUGAUAGCCACCUACCAGCCAAGGUGAUCCCUGUCCUGAAAGCUCCUACCAAGGAACCAGGUUUAGUGCUUCAUGCCACAAAGCCAGCUACUCAGCUUCCAGGAAUAUACUGUCCUGUACCCUGUCACUGCACCAGCCAUAUCCUGUCAGGAGUUCUAAUUCACUGCCAGGAUCGAAAUAUCGAAAGCUUGUCUGAUUUAGGUCCCCCUCCUCCAAACCCUAGAAAGCUUAUUCUAGCUGGAAACAUUAUUCAAACAUUGCUGAAAUCAGAUCUGGUGGACUAUGCUAGCCUGGAAAUGCUUCACUUGGGAAACAAUCGUAUUGAAAUCCUUGAAGAAGGAUCAUUUAUGAAUCUAAUGAGAUUGCAGAAGCUAUAUCUAAAUGGCAAUCAUCUUACGAAGUUAAGUCAGAGUCUCUUCCUUGGUCUUCAGCACCUUGAGUAUUUGUAUCUUGAAUACAAUGCCAUCAAGGAAGUUUUGCCAGGGACAUUUAACAUGAUGCCAAAACUUAAGGUGUUAUAUUUAAACAACAACCUUCUUCAAACUUUACCACCCCAUGUUUUCUCAGGGGUGCCACUAGCCAGGCUAAACCUUAAAACAAACCAGUUUACCCAUUUGCCUGUGAGCACUGUCUUGGAUGAACUGGAUUUGUUGGUACAAAUUGAACUUGAGGACAACCCUUGGGACUGUACUUGUGAUUCAGUUGGGCUGCAACAGUGGAUACAAAAGUUGAAUAAGAACAUCAUGAUGGGUGACAUUUUCUGUAAAUCCCCAGGGCACCUAGCAAAAAAAGAAUUGAAAUCUCUGAACAGUGAAGUCUUAUGCCCAGGACUAAUAAAUAGCCCAGCCCUGCCAACCCAUGCUAGCUUUAUAGUUGUGACAACUUCUUCUACAACCACCAAUACUGCGGACACUAUUCUUCGAUCACUUACAGAUGCUGUCCCACUUUCUGUUUUAAUCCUAGGGCUCCUAAUUGUGUUUAUUACGAUUGUAUUUUGUGCAGCAGGAAUAGUUGUCCUUGUUCUGCAUCGGCGGAGACGACACAAAAAGAAACAGGCAGAUGAACACAUGAGGGACAGUAGCCCAGUUCAUCUCCAGUACAGCAUGUAUGGUCACAAAACAACACACCACACAACUGAGCGUCCAGCACCAACUCUCUAUGAGCAACGCAUGAUCAGUCCCAUGGUUCAAGUUUAUCGAAGUCCAUCCUUCAGCCCCAAACAGACAGAACAACAGGAGGAGGGAAAUGAAAAGGAUAUGAAUGACUCCAGACAUGUCCGCAGAAAUCUUCUGGAAAGAGAGAACAAUUCUCCUCUCACAGGUUCAAAUGUCAAAUACAAAUGUACAGACCAAUCAUCUGAAUUUCUGACCUUUCAGGAUGCCAGCUCCUUAUACAGAAACAUUCUUGAGAAAGAAAGAGAACUCCAGCAGCUAGGGAUCACUGAGUAUCUAAGGAAAAAUAUUGUCCAGCUCCAGCCUGACAUGGAAGUACAUUAUCCUGGAACACAUGAGGAGCUAAAGUUAAUGGAGACAUUAAUGUACUCCAGACCAAGAAAGGUUUUGCUUGAGCAGACUAAAAAUGAGUAUUUUGAGCUCAAAGCUAACUUACAUGCUGAGCCUGACUACCUGGAAGUCCUGGAACAGCAAACAUAA